AUGGCAGCCGAGUGCAACAUGCAUGAAACAAUUAGCGAGCUCUCCAAACUGCUCCAAACUGAAAAAGACUUGCGAGCCAUGGAGCAGCUGAAGGCCACUGAGAGGGAGAAGGUGCUUCGUGCAGAGAUGGAGAAGAUGAGAGAAACAAUAACCAACCAGGAGACCAUUAAGUACAAGGCCCUGGAGAGGGAAAGGGACAUUUUGCUUACAGAGGUAGAGCACCUUAAAAGGAGCGAUUCGGCCUUCAAUGAUAUCAAGGAUAAGUACAAUGCUGAGAAGGCAGAAAAAGAGUCCAUCAGAGAGCAAAUGGAUGAUCUGCAAAAACAAAUUGAACACCUUAAAUUGCAGCUUCAUGAGGAAAAGGAUCUGCAUGUUGAGAGGCAGCUGAGGGACUCUGAGAGGGAAAAGGCCCUCCGCAAACAAAUCUGUGAACUCAAAGAGCAGAUCCGCACAGAGCACAAUGGGUGUGCAGAUUCAUUUGUGCCAAAACUCAAAGCCUUAGAGAGGGAGAAUGCAGCCUUGAUAAGUCAGAUAGAACAACUUAAAAUGAGCUGCAAAGAUAUGAAUUUGACUUUAAAAGAUUUGUCUGAAAAGGAGAAAGAGAAAGUUGUUGUGACGCAGUAUGAGGACGGCGCUCAGGAGCCUGAUUCAUUGGUAGAAAAAGAACAUUAUGUCUGCCAGGAGGAGCUCUCUGAGGGGGACAACGUUCCCAACAAAGAUACAUGUGACUUGGAAGAUAAGCUCCAGUCCGAGGGUUCAGAGUAUGUGGGUACGCUUGAGUCAAAACUCAAGGCUUUGGAGAGUCAUAACAAGGUCUUUAGCAAUGAGGUAGAGCAGCAUAAAAUGAGUUUUGAACAUAUGACUGAAAAGUACAUGGCAGAGAAGACUGAAAAAGAGGCCCUCCAAAUUAAUAUUCAGGAGCUUAACAUCAAGCUCCAAAGUGAAAUGGAUUUUUGUAAACAGCAGCAGAGAGCCUCUGAGAGGGAGAAAGUCCUCUGCCAAGAAAUAGAUAACCUGCGAGAGACGCUCCAAAAAGAGCAUGAGGACGACAGUAAACUCCAAGCCUGGGAGAAGGAGAGAAAGGCUUACACUCAAGAGAUAGCAGACUUAAAAUUAUGUUACGAAGGAAAAACCUUGAGAUUCAAUGAAAUGCUUGAGAAGUUAAAGGCAGAAAAAGCCCAUAAAGAGGCCAUUAAGGAUGAACACUGCAAAAGAAUUCAGGCAUUCAAUAUUAAGGUUAGACAACAGCAGGAUUUACGCACCCAGGAAAAGCUGAAGGCCUCUGAGAGGGAGAAGGUGCUUUCCCUGAAACUGGAGGAGUUGAAGGAAAAAAUCUCCUGCUAUGAGAAAGCGGCUCACCCAGAGCUCACAGCCACAUCCGAGUCAAGUGAAGAGAACGGUGACAGCCUCCAGGGUGAAGGUUCUGGGGAUGAGAAAAAGACCAAAAAGCGCAAAGGAUGGAAGAAAUUUGUUUAUUAUGCCAAGCCGUGGCAUUGGGGUAAAAAAUAG
This is a messenger RNA of Thunnus maccoyii (southern bluefin tuna), 1509 nucleotides long. RefSeq names its product trichohyalin-like. NCBI's taxonomy places the organism in Eukaryota, Metazoa, Chordata, Actinopteri, Scombriformes, Scombridae. The record is from RefSeq and is a predicted model, not a curated record. The coding region runs from base 1 to 1509 and encodes 502 amino acids. The transcript has a single exon.